This is a messenger RNA of Cyanidioschyzon merolae strain 10D, 663 nucleotides long. RefSeq lists its product as hypothetical. The coding region runs from base 1 to 663 and encodes 220 amino acids. NCBI's taxonomy places the organism in Eukaryota, Rhodophyta, Bangiophyceae, Cyanidiales, Cyanidiaceae. The record is from RefSeq and is a predicted model, not a curated record. The transcript has a single exon.
AUGCCGCGGUACACGAUACGGAGUCUACUCGUGUUGGGUUGUGCUUCUUUUGCUAUUUACCAAACAUCGGCUUCGAAGUAUGAGCCUGAUGGUCGCGAAAGUAUAAGAUCGACUCGACAAGCGCCCGAAAGAGGGCACAGGACGCGAGCGUCACCUGAACCAGCGAACCACAGAACCGGACAGGGAGCGAUCUUGUCUGCUUUGCUGAGCACUAGUACUGAGGGCACGUUAUCGAGUGCAACGAACAGUGUAGAAGGACUGCGUAUUGGUCUUACGAAUCAAACGGAGGCUGCUCUUGCCAGCGUUACGCCCGUGCUGCAGCCUGAUGCUGCGGAACUCGAGAACGCGUGCACUUUUCAAGCACCAGAGUUGAGCGCCUUGUCCGGAACGUCAAGUCUCAUGGAAGACCUGAGCACUGGAGCGGACUCAGUUGCCGGCACUGACAAUGACAGUGAUCGUUCAGAACAGAUGACGCGAAACAAAAUUAGAGACCGCUCGUGGUCGUUGUAUCGUCACCUGAUGGAUCCACCAGUUGCAUCGGAGGUAGGCGUUGCAACUCCCCGUUUGCGUCGCCGCAUUGGGCCGAAUCCGCAGGCAGUAGGAGUCAACCCCCUUGACUCAAGCGGCGAACGUAACGAAUGCAGGGCGAUGGCUCCGUCCUGA